AAAUAAAAAUAUUCUGACAAGUAGAUGCGCAAGACAAUAAAGAAAAACCACAUUCAUACCCAGUUCAAUACUCUCUCUCCCUCCACCAGCAGUCAUCGAAAUCGAAAAACCCAAAAGCUGUAUACGAAUUGACAUUUAUAAUUUGAUGCCAUGGAUAGACUUGUGAAAAACUACGAACUCAAAGCUUGCGGAAUAGUGUAACAAAGCCCCUCUGACUGCUUUUCUACUGCUGUUGUUUUUGUUUCAACCAAGAAAUAGUUGACCUCUCUCUCUACUCUACAUGUCUAGAAUCACAUGGGUAUUGAUUUUGGGGGGGAAUUUGGAUCCGGAGAGAAAAAGGAGCGGUGGGUUGAGAAGUAAACAGGCCGGAAGAGGGUCGUGCCGGGGCAGUUAGAGUUCCGGAAUCAACAACUUGUCUUCUCUCGUUAUCUAGACCUUCCUUCUUAAUCUCACUCCUGGUUUCGAUAUGGGUUAUCUACUAAAAGAAGCAUUGAAAACCCUAUGCGGUGUCAACCAGUGGUCAUAUGCUAUUUUCUGGAAGAUCGGCUGCCAGAACCCUAAAUUUCUAAUAUGGGAAGAAUGUUAUUACGAACCUGUUAUAUAUUCAAAUGUUGGACAUGGAGAUGGAGGGAAUAAAGUCCACUUGCUCGUAACCAAAAUGAUGAAGGACAACUACAUCAAUCUUUUAGGAGAAGGAUUGGUUGGGAGGGUUGCAUUCACUCGAAAUCAUCAGUGGAUUAUCUCAGAUAACAAAUUGCAAUUGCCAGCUGUCCAGCCACCGGAGGUAUCAAAUGAAGUGUUUACACAAUUCUCGGCUGGCAUUCAGACUAUAGCAGUUAUUCCGGUUCAUCCUCAUGGGGUUGUUCAACUUGGUUCAUCAUCAACUAUUAUGGAGAAUGUGGGAUUUGUGAAUGACGUGAAAGGUUUAAUUUGUCAACUUGGAUGUGUUCCCGGUGCAUUAUUGUCAGAAAACUACAUGAAAAGAGAAGCGCCUACUCAUUCUCAUUCAUCGGGAAGCAGUGGGCAUAGUUGUUUCUCUUUUAGCAGGCAUAUUGGAGAUAACCAUCAUAACGGUUUGACUUUGAAAAGUCAACAAAUUGAAAAGAUCCCCAGCUACGAUCAUGAAAUUGGUUUUGGCUCAUUGUUGGGAAACUAUCAGCCGGCAUUGAGAUUGAUGGAGCAACGUAUUUUAUCAGAAGGAGAUCAUCAUCAUAUUCAUAUUAAUCACACUCCACCUCAUGCUCACUUCUCUGGCAAGCAGAUGAAUGGAAAGCUGGAACAUGAACUAUUUGAAGCUCUGUCUAUGUCCUCGGAAGAAGAACAUUUAAAACCUCCAUCAAGGGACGACUUAUUUGAUAUCGUGGGUAUGGAUUUCAAUGGAAAUCAAAAUAGCUGGGCUUAUGAAUAUGAAGGAGAAUCCAAUAAUAGCAGCAGCAUUAUUUAUUCAUCGAUAAUACCUAAUGACCAUCUUUUAGAUGCAGUCGUCUCCAAAGUUCCCUCAUCUUCAAAGCCAAUUACAGAUGAUAACAUUAACAUGGGAGCAGGAGGGAUUAAUUUGAUGCAAAGAGACUUGCUGGGUAACGGGGAUACUAACUCUUCUAUCAUCUCAUCACAAAUCGCUUCUUGGACUGAAGAUUUGGGAAAAACCGAGUAUGCUAAUAAUAAGAGUAAGAGGCCCGAUGAUGAAAUUGGGAAAUCCAAUCGUAAGAGGCUUAAACCGGGACAAAAUCCGAGACCCAGACCCAAAGAUCGCCAGAUGAUCCAAGAUCGUGUAAAAGAAUUAAGAGAAAUCGUCCCAAAUGGUGCCAAGUGUAGCAUCGAUGCUUUGCUAGAACGAACCAUCAAGCAUAUGCUUUUCUUGCAAAGUGUUACAAAGCAUGCAGACAAGCUAAAACAAACAGGGGAAUCCAAAUCCAAAUCCAAGAUUGCAAGCAAGGAGGGUCAGGGUGGGGUAUUACUGAGGGAUAACUUUGAAGGAGGGGCAACAUGGGCAUAUGAGGUUGGUUCACAAUCGAUGGUGUGCCCUAUUAUAGUGGAGGAUCUGAAUUCCCCUCGUCAAAUGCUUGUGGAGAUGGUUUGUGAAGAAAGAGGUUCGUUUUUGGAGAUAGCAGAUGUGGUUAGAGGAUUGGGAUUGACAAUCUUGAAGGGGGUGAUGGAAUCUCGGAAUGACAAGAUAUGGGCCUACUUUACUGUAGAGGCUAACAGGGACGUGUCAAGGAUGGAAAUAUUUAUCUCGCUUGUUAGCCUCUUGGACCAAUCUGCAAAAAAUGGGUCCAGCAGCAUCAGUGGGAAUGGGAAUGAACAAUCUUUCCGGCAAGUGGCCACCAAUACCAUACAGUAAUAUCGUGGCUGCUGGGAGAUGUUGAGAGCAGCUAGCUAUUCUUCUGCCAUGACCGACAUCCAUCGCAGCCUGGUUUUCUUGUAAGCCGACUGACAAUAGAAUAGAGUAGAAUCUUGUGUAGCUUUAUUGCCUGCCUGCCUGCAUGUGUAGAUGGAUUAUCAUGUAUUGUAUUGUAUUGUAUUCAUUGCUUGGUUGUGUGUGUUUGAAAUA
Lactuca sativa (garden lettuce) is the source of this 2551-nucleotide messenger RNA. RefSeq names its product transcription factor-like protein (gene LHW). Gene Ontology annotation, biological process: regulation of DNA-templated transcription. Lineage: Eukaryota; Viridiplantae; Streptophyta; Magnoliopsida; Asterales; Asteraceae. The record is from RefSeq and is a predicted model, not a curated record. Gene Ontology annotation, molecular function: DNA-binding transcription factor activity; protein dimerization activity.